GAAGCGUUUCUACUGCCAAGAUCGUUCGCAUCCGAAGCAAGCCGUUGCUAGGCGAUUAUUGUUUGCAAACAUUCCAAGAUGCAGCACCACACAAACAUUCCAGCGCAAAGAUUUCCUACAAAAUGAGUAAUUUCCGCGAAAAACUGUUGGCUAAUCUGGAUAAAAUCAAACAAAACGAGCUGCAUCAACAGUAUCCUGCGAAGACGAACGAUGAAAUUGAGGAUACACUUUUUCAAAAGUAUCGUACCGAGCUGACAGCUAGCAGUGGCGCCGGUCAAACGCCAGAUCAAGUGAAGGUGGAAACUGAAUGCGAUCGAAAUUCUACUGUCGACUCGUACCGUUACAUUCCCCGGUUUCACUUCGAACUGCCGAAGAGUGCCGAUUCGUUAGCGCAAAAGUUGCGCGAAGAAGCACGGACACUGUUUCUGCAGAAGCGCAGCAAGGAGCUGCUCGAUAAUGGGGAGUUUAAGCUGCUGUGGAGUUUGCUGGAGAAGCACCACUCGCCACCGCUGGUGGGCGAAGAACAGUACAUCAACUACGAGAACUACUGCAAGGUGGGGCUGAUUGCGGGGGAAAAAUUUCGCCGGUAUCUUACGGCGACGACAUUUGCCCGGCUGCUGGGGUCGAGCAGCAAUCCCGGCAAGAUCAGUGUCAUCUCGCUGUUCAACUACACCAUGCGCAAGGUUUGGCUGCAGCAGACGCGCAUCGGGCUCUCGCUGUACGAUUACACCGGGCAGGGAUUUUUGAGCGAGUCCGACAUGGAAUCUUACAUACUGGAACUGAUUCCCACCUUCCCGCAGCUGGAAGGGUUAGAAAAAUCGUUCCACAGCUUCUACGUCUGCACGACGGUGCGCAAGUUUUUCUUCUUUCUUGACCCAUUGCGCACGGGCCGGAUCCGGAUACGGGACGUGCUGACGUGCAGCUUUCUGGACGAUCUGCUCGAGCUGCGCGACGAAGAGAUCCCGAAAGAUGCCCAGGAGCUGAACUGGUUUUCCGCUCCGUCCGCCCUGUCCGUGUACGGUCACUACCUUAACCUCGACAAGGAUCACAACGGGAUGCUAAGCAAGAAGGAACUGAUCGGGUACGGUUCGGGCACGCUGACGCCCAUCUUUCUCGAGCGCGUGUUUGCCGAAUGUUUAACGUACGACGGCGAGAUGGACUACAAGACGUAUCUGGACUUUGUGCUAGCGCUGGAAAAUCGGGCCGAGCCGCAAAGUUUACACUAUCUGUUUCGCAUCCUGGACGUCGAGCAUAAGGGCUAUCUGACCGCGUUUACGUUGAACUAUUUUUUCAAGGGCAUCCAGGAGGAGCUGUCCGCUCACCGGGCCGAACCGAUCAACUUUGACGAUGUGAAGGAUGAAAUUUUCGACAUGGUUAAGCCGGCCGAUCCGACGCGCAUCACGCUAAAGGAUCUGAUCAACUGCGGACACGGUGAGACGGUCGUAUCGAUACUGAUCGAGUUUCACAAGUUUUGGGCGUACGAAAAUCGAGAGGUAAUGGUAACAUCGACCACCAGCGAAGAUACACACAAUUUAUGAUAUAACGCCAACAGCAAUGGCGAGCAGGUGGAACGACCGAGCGACGAAGAUGAUGAAUGUCGAACGGUGUUUUAGCGUGCGAAAGACGGAAAGAGACAAAGGUUACGUUCGAACGGGCAGCAGAAAGAAACAUUCCCAGCAAUGAGUGACUUACAAUCGAAAAAUGUUCAGAUCAGUAUUUUUAUUUUAUCCAGACGGCUUUUCCGUCACACACCAAUCCAGUGCAUUAUGAAACCGACGAACAAACAAAUGACUGAAAAUAAAUGAUGCCUUCAUGCUCUUCUUA
Molecule: messenger RNA, 1824 nt
Organism: Anopheles stephensi (Asian malaria mosquito)
Lineage: Eukaryota; Metazoa; Arthropoda; Insecta; Diptera; Culicidae
Product: serine/threonine-protein phosphatase 2A regulatory subunit B'' subunit gamma-like
Exons: 2
Coding region: 123-1538 (471 amino acids)
Biological process (GO): cortical cytoskeleton organization; regulation of dephosphorylation; positive regulation of B cell differentiation
Cellular component (GO): centrosome; spindle
Source: RefSeq, a predicted model, not a curated record